CUGAGGAAAUGUGACGUUUUCGUGAUGCUGACAUUGAAGAAAUAAACAAAUGGAGGAAGAAAAUGUUUAAGGUGUAUUAGAAUGGGGUAUAAAGAACAUGUAUACGUCAAAGGUAACAGCAUUAUUCCAGCGUUAUUACUCCAACAAAAUAAGUGAUUGCAGUUUAAUGUCGAUAGUGAGACAAUUCAGUGAAACUCUUCACAUUCUAACAGUGGGUCGCCAUUUAAGGACUGUUUUGCGUCUUACUGCUUAGAUAUCACACAGCCAACCCGGGUGCAGAGAACUUCCUGGCAUUCCUGAAUGACCUUUAGUCCCGCAUCCAUCCCAGAAUUUUGCUCCAUACGGAGCCUGAAAGUUUGGCGUGUUUGAGGUGUCACUUCUCUCACAUCCCCAGCAAUUAUUGUAACUUUCCUCACAAGUGUGCGUGAUGGAGGUUUUAUUGUUCUGCAGAGAAGCGUGUCAGGCUGUGAGUGGGGGGUGGGAGGAGAGGUGGGGCCACUUCAGGCACGCGUCCCCUUUGACUCAUUGUAAUAUUAAUGGGUCCCCACCCCCCACCCACGCUCACCCAGGCGCCACACAAAGCAAAACAUACAUACACUGUAAAGAAGGUAGAAAACACAACUUAUGUCAGAAAUCUGAUUGCACUCUAAUAAACAUGUUAAAAGAAUUAUUUAUAAUUGGGAUCAGAUUUCUUUGUGUCUUUUAUUUAUUUAUUUACCACAGCUAACAUUUCAAACUGUUCUUGUGAAACAUUAACUUUUUGAUUUUUAUCAGCUGCCAUCUUGGCGGCGCAGGUGGCGCGUCAGGUCAGUGUUUGCAGAACAGUUCAGGUGUGUUUACUCUACCGCAUCCCUGCGACAGGUGCUGGACCUCGCAGCCCACCGCAACUCCUCCUUAGCCAAUGAGAGCGCAGCCUGCUGCUGCUGCUGUUGGUGGUCUGUAGGCUCAGGCACGUGCGCGCGCGCGCGUGUAAGUCAAUAGCCAAGAGGGAGGAAGCUGCCUCUCGAGCGCGAGCAUGUGCCGUUUAUUACCAUACAGCUGUUCGCUCGCGCUCCAAACAAAGGCCCGCACCCUCCCUGUCGCGCCCCUUCACCAAGCCGAGGAGGCCCGAAUAACUGCUAGAAGCUUUAAUAAAGUCUGAUCCUGGACCUGCCCAGCCUUUGUCACCGCACACGCGUCGGAGCAAUUACAGAAGGGGGCAAAGAGAGAAGAGAAUAAAGAAAAAGGAAGGCCCCCUCUUUCUGUUGAUUGGGGCCGACUGUAUCCAUGGUUUCCUUCUCUCAUAAUCCAUAGCUUUCAUAUCUUAAGUUCAGAAAACUUCUUGAUCUGUCAGUUUAGUGAAAGUUGUGGUUGUUUGAUAAAACUAGGAAACUGAAAGCUGAGAUCGUCCUGGAAGUCUGAACAGGAUUGUCAACAUUCGAUUGGUUGAAAGAGAAAAUUAAGUUUAACUGCUUCAUUCGAACAUUUUUCCAUUUUAAAUUCACUUUUUUUAAAAAAAAUAUAUAUUUUCUGCUGACUCGCGACUGAUUUGCUGUUGAAACGUCAGAACGGUGACAGAUCACCUCCAUCACUUUGAUUUUGCGUGGCUAAUUAACGUGAUGAGAAAACUGUAGAGGGAGCGUAUCUGCUCCGCGCCAGCUUCUUAUGAAUAUUCCUCAGAUUUCCACUCCAAAUGUAAUGUGGGUUGCCUAAUUCCCCGAGCAGCCCCCCGUGUGUCAGGAUGUUCCCCUGAGGUCUGCGCGCGCUCCACCUCCUUGCCGCGACGCGCGGGACGCGCGGCUAUAAAAGCCCUUUGCGUCUUUACGCACCAGAACCGAACCAAGAGAGCGCCAGCUUCCUCACGGGACCCAAGGGGAGAUCACCAGAGGGGAACUGGAAGCACUGGAAGGAUAUCCCACUCCACGGGGAUGAAACUUUUUAUAAAGAGAUCUGACUUUUUAUAAACUGAACGCUUUCGAAGUCUACUGUUAUUUUUGGGAUAUUAUUGCGAACAUCUAUUUAGAACCCAAGGAACCGGACUUCACCGAAUACAAUGGCGCAUUCACACCUGAUAUAUCUCUUGGCUUUGACCUUGGUGCACGUGGUUUGGUCCUCCGGUGUCUUCGAGUUGAAGAUCCACUCCUUCCACACGGCGCAGCGCAUCUGCAGAAGACACAGAGACUGUCACAUCUUCUUCAGGAUUUGCCUAAAACACCCGGAGGAUGUGAUCUCAGCCGAGCCGCCCUGCACCUUUGGCACCGGCCACACGAACGUAAUCCGGGCGGAUCACACGUCGAUCUCCAGCAGCGCUCCCAUCCGAGUCCCCUUCCACUUUAAGUGGCCGGGGACUUUUUCAUUGAUCAUCGAAGCCUGGAACGCAGAAUCUCCAACAGAGUACACAGACAACCAAAAUAACCUGGUGAGCCGCCUGGCGACCAGGAGGAGGCUGGCUAUCGGCGAGGACUGGUCCCAGGACGUGCACUUCGGCGAGCAGAGCGAGCUGCGCUACUCCUACCACGUCUACUGCGACGAGUACUACUUCGGGGACGGCUGCGCGGACUACUGCAGGCCGAGGGACGACACGCUGGGCCACUACACCUGCGACGAGGAGGGCAACCGCAUCUGCCUGGAGGGCUGGAAAGGAAACUACUGCUCUGAGCCCAUCUGCUCGGCGGAUUGCAGCGAGAAGCAUGGCUACUGCGAGGCCCCAGGGGGCUGUACAUGCCGCAUGGGCUGGCAGGGCCCCUCCUGUAAUGAAUGCGUGCGUUACCCAGGCUGUCUCCAUGGGACGUGCAGCCAGCCGUGGCAGUGUAACUGUCAGGAGGGCUGGGGGGGCCUCUUCUGCGACCAGGACCUCAACUACUGCACCAACCACAAGCCAUGCGCCAACGGGGCCACCUGCACCAACACGGGUCAGGGCAGCUACACCUGUACGUGUCGGCCCGGCUUUGGAGGCACCAAUUGUGAGCUGGAAACCAACGAGUGUGACAGCAACCCCUGCAAAAACGGAGGCAGCUGCAAUGACCUGGAGAACGACUACUCCUGCACCUGUCCACAGGGGUUCUACGGAAAGAACUGUGAGAUCAUUGCCAUGACCUGCGCAGACGGUCCCUGCUUUAAUGGCGGAACCUGCGUGGAGACGAUGACAGGAGGCUACACAUGCCGCUGCCCUCCCAGCUACACCGGCUCCAACUGUGAGAAGAAGUUGGACCGCUGCAGCAACAGGCCUUGUCUGAACGGUGGUGACUGUUUGGACCUCGGCCAGAGUAUCUUGUGCCGCUGUCAGCCAGGUUUCACCGGUGCCAACUGCCAGGUCAACAUCGACGACUGCACCUCAAAUCCCUGCCAAAAUGCUGGAACCUGCCAGGAUGGUGUGAAUGACUACACUUGCUCCUGUACCUUAGGGUACACUGGCAAGAACUGCAGCAUCCGCUCUGAUGCCUGCGGGGCUCGUCCGUGCCAAAACGGAGGCACUUGCUUCACCCACUUCACUGGGCCUGUAUGCCAGUGUCCGAAGGGCUUCAUGGGUCCAAGUUGCGAGUUCACACUUCAACCCAGUUUCAAGCCCGCUUUGCGCCAAGCCUCCCAGCCCUCCUCCACCACCACCGUCACCAUCUCCUGCCUCCUGGCAGUCCUGGUGCUGGUUCUGGUCGCAGGCAUCUUUUUCCUGAGGCGGAGAAGAAAGAGGAUGGAGGGAAGGAAGCAGCUGAGCGACAUUGCGGUCUACAAUGACUUGGAGGCGGUCAACAACCUGGGAGGCAGCGAGAGAGAUGCUUUCCUCAGCCCUAACAGCCUCUUCAAGAUCAGCAACAGUACAGCUCGCCUCAGCCUCACGCUGUGUCCCGAUGGCAGACCCGGGUACAGACACAACCCGGUGGAGAGCAGCCUGGCCAGAGCGGAGCGUCAGGACUUCAUGUGGAGGGACGAUGCCAUGCUGGGCUCUGCACCCGGGCUGAGAUGAAACCAGGACAAAAACACACACGUUGAAACAGGGGCAAAGAACAUUUUAGCACUUGUUGCUUUUCUCUCUUUUUGAAGAGAGGAGCAGACACAUAAACAGAUAGAAAUGUCAAUAUAAAAAGUUACGUUCUGACACAUGAACUAAUGAUGAUUUACAAGACUUUUGGAGACUUGUAAAGGAUUGUGCUCUUUAGUGUUCAAGACCCAAAGAGACAAAUAAUGUAACCCGCCACUGAUAGGACCUACAACACAAACCAAAUGCAGGAUGAAGCAA
Messenger RNA from Xiphophorus maculatus (southern platyfish), 4213 nucleotides. It is a transcript of the gene dlb, whose product is annotated as delta-like protein B. Gene Ontology annotation, cellular component: protein-containing complex; plasma membrane. The transcript is spliced from 7 exons. The record is from RefSeq and is a predicted model, not a curated record. Gene Ontology annotation, biological process: establishment or maintenance of epithelial cell apical/basal polarity; cell communication; heterophilic cell-cell adhesion. NCBI's taxonomy places the organism in Eukaryota, Metazoa, Chordata, Actinopteri, Cyprinodontiformes, Poeciliidae. The coding region runs from base 2033 to 3940 and encodes 635 amino acids. Gene Ontology annotation, molecular function: calcium ion binding.